UUGCUGUUGACUUGAUGACCCGAUGAGGGGAUAAGGACUUGAGGAGAUGAGGGAAUGGGGGGAUGAGGUACAUCAGAUCUACUCAUAUAAGUAGAUCGUAACGCAUAUAUUUUUAUUCAGUUUAUAUCAGUGCUGUGAGACCAUAUAGUUGUACUUUGAAAACAAGAAAAAAAAAUGAAAUCAGUGAUAUUGCUGUUGGCCUUUGUUGCCGUGGCAGUUAGUAAAGAUAUUGUUGCAGUUGUGAAACUCAUGCCACACGACAGUACGAAAUUUGUCACUGGAAAUAUUAAAUUUGUCCAAAGUAAUCCGACUGGGCCUGUAACAGUUACUGGAACAAUUAAUGGACUUACUCAGGGUAAACAUGGAUUCCACAUUCAUGAGAAAGGAGAUCUUACCGACAACUGUACUUCCACUGGUGGACACUAUAAUCCCGAAAAUCAAGAACAUGGAGCACCAACAGACACUGUAAGACAUAUUGGAGAUCUUGGAAAUAUUGAAGCAACAGCUCAAGGUGUUGCCAACGUAAAUAUUGUUGAUAAAAUGAUCUCUCUAUCUGGACCAUACAGCAUUAUUGGACGUGCUGUUGUUGUUCAUUCAGGUGUUGAUGAUUUUGGUAAAGGAGGACAUGAGUUAUCAAAAACAACUGGAAAUGCCGGUACUCGUUGGAGCUGUGGUGUUAUUGGAAUUAUGUAAGCGAGAAAAUAUCAUCAUCAACAAGGAACAGAAAGAAAAUUAAAUAUAUACAUUAUUAUCAUUAUCAUUUUUUUUUCAAAUAUAUAUUAAAAAAUAACAGUCUUAGUCGUGUAUCAAGGAUCGAAAAAAUUUUAGUGUUUGUGAUAAUAAAAUUAAUAUAUAUGUAUCCAUAUAAUAUAUAUCGUAAUUGAAUGAUUUUAAAUAGUUAUGAUUAUUAAUAAUAAUAAUAAAAUUAAAAAUAA
This is a messenger RNA of Microplitis mediator, 935 nucleotides long. RefSeq names its product superoxide dismutase [Cu-Zn]-like. Gene Ontology annotation, molecular function: copper ion binding; superoxide dismutase activity. The transcript has 3 exons. The coding region runs from base 175 to 693 and encodes 172 amino acids. Gene Ontology annotation, biological process: removal of superoxide radicals. The record is from RefSeq and is a predicted model, not a curated record. NCBI's taxonomy places the organism in Eukaryota, Metazoa, Arthropoda, Insecta, Hymenoptera, Braconidae.